Messenger RNA from Kickxella alabastrina, 726 nucleotides. RefSeq lists its product as uncharacterized. Bases 1 to 726 code for a protein of 241 amino acids. The record is from RefSeq and is a predicted model, not a curated record. The transcript has 2 exons. NCBI's taxonomy places the organism in Eukaryota, Fungi, Kickxellomycota, Kickxellomycetes, Kickxellales, Kickxellaceae.
AUGUGGGUUUUUGAGUGCGUUCGACGCCAUGCACCUACACUGACAAGUUUGUGGUUUUCAGAACGGCCAACGGCCGACACAACUAGAUUUUUGCACGACGGCAAGGGCAACGCUGUUGUGGUAUAUCACAACUUGAAGAGUAUCGGAUUUGGUGCGUAUGAUCUCGAAAUGGAUUCCGAAAUGGAUUCUGACUCGAAUUCUGACUUGGAAGUGUUAGCAACAACAGCGUCGAUUUCAGAACCAACUGUACACUUCCUCAUCCUCAAAUACAUUUUUCUCGAAUAUUCACAUCCAUACAGCGACAAUAUGCUGUUUAGCGGCAAUAGCGAUACUCUUGAGCGUUUAAAACUUGAUGUUUGUCCCGAAUUUUGUAAACCGUUUUCGCGUAUCGUCAAGUUCCUAAAGCAUAUGCCUCGGCUGCGCACCCUGCAUUGCGAUGUAUCAUUCAACCCUCCCAGCAUCAACGGCGUGAGCUACGACAGGCUUCCUGGAUACAUGCUCAGAAAAAGAGGCACCUUUGAAAAGCAUUUUUACAAUUUUACUCCCUGCAACCAUAAAGGAAACGUACCCGUUAGGUAUAUCGCAAAAGCUCUUGUGCUUCUUUUCCUCGAAUGUCCUCAGAUUGUACUGCUAAAAUCCGAUCGCUUCAAACACCAAUACGGGAAACACGUUCUAGAUUUCUUUACGAGUGAGCGUUUUGCCAACGCCAUCAACCGUGCAAAGUAA